Messenger RNA from Paramecium sonneborni, 1050 nucleotides. The record is from the annotation of a GenBank genome assembly. NCBI's taxonomy places the organism in Eukaryota, Ciliophora, Oligohymenophorea, Peniculida, Parameciidae.
AUGGAUAAUCUUUAAAAGUAAAAUUGUGAAGAAAAUUAAUGUUGUGAAAAAUAAACUUGUUGUCAAGAAGAGCAAGCUUAAUAAGAAAAGUAAUGUUGUGAAAAAUAAACUUGCUGUGAAGAGGAGUAAGUUAAAUAAGAAAAUCAAUGUUGUGAAAAAUAAACUUGUUGCCAAGUAGAGUAAGUUUAAUAAUAAUGUACAACAAACUGUUGUGAAUCUGAUGAGUAAAUAAAAAAUACAGUGAAAUAAAGAUAUGGUGAAAUUUGUGAACAAACUAAACAGAUAAAUGCAGCCUCUUUUUGUGGAGUUGGAGGAUGCUGUAGUUCAACAGGUUGCGGAACUAUAGAUUAUGCUGUAUUUGCAGAAAAUUAUGAAAAAUUAUAAGGAUAUGUUCCAGAAGCAGAUUUAGGUUUAGGAUGUGGAAUUCCAACUGAAUUUGCUGAAAUCAAGAAAGGAGACAUCGUUCUUGAUUUAGGAUCAGGAGCUGGAAAUGAUUGUUUUAUUGCAAGAGCUUUAGUUGGAGAUACUGGAAAAGUCAUUGGAGUUGAUAUGACUCCUAAUAUGAUUAGAAAAGCUUAAUUAAAUUCCGAUAAAUACAAUUUUAGAAAUGUUGAAUUUAGAUAUGGAGAUAUAUCAGAUUUACCUAUCUUAGAUAAUUUUGUUGAUGUUGUUAUAAGCAAUUGUGUUAUUAAUCUAGUACCUGAUAAAAGAAAAGUAUUCUAAGAAAUUUUAAGAGUCUUAAAACCAAAUGGUCAUUUUUCUAUAAGUGAUGUUCUAACAACUGGAGAUUUACCACAAUCCAUUAGAAAAGCUUCAGAAUUACAUGUUGGUUGUGUUUCAGGUGCACUUAGAAAAGAUGUUUAAAUAAAAUUGCUAGAAGAAUUAGGAUAUGUCGAUAUAUAGAUUAAGAAAGAAAAAACUAUUGAUUUUCCUGAUGAAUUGAUGUUAAAAUAUGUUUCAUAAGAAGAAUUAAAAGAAUUUUAAGAUAGUGGAAUCAAAAUUAUAAGUGCAACCAUUUAUGCCAAAAAAUAGUGAUUCAAUAGAAUGCAU